This is a messenger RNA of Myxocyprinus asiaticus (Chinese sucker), 2036 nucleotides long. RefSeq names its product sorting nexin 7 (gene snx7). The record is from RefSeq and is a predicted model, not a curated record. The transcript is spliced from 10 exons. The coding region runs from base 112 to 1524 and encodes 470 amino acids. Gene Ontology annotation, molecular function: phosphatidylinositol binding. Lineage: Eukaryota; Metazoa; Chordata; Actinopteri; Cypriniformes; Catostomidae.
UUCUGCGCAGUUGCAGCUGAUCCGCCUUAGCUCAGUUGGCUGAGCUUUUGAGAGUUGUGCGGAAGAACUAAUGAAGUCUAGAAAACUUGAAUCAAAGUAUCGACUUGAGGAAUGAUGAGUGGAAGUGUGAUCGACAACACGGUGUCAUCGGGUAACUCUUCUGUUGCGAUACCGACAGACAUCAGCGGACAGAUAUUAGACCUCGAUGAAGACGAUGACUUGGAAGUUUUCAGCAAGAAUACGACUUUCACAGACAGUAGCUCUUUCAACGCCUCCAUGCAGACAUCCCCCGGUUCAAUGGUCAACCAAUACAAGUUUGAGGAAGAAGAGGAAGAUGCUGAUUCCAAAGACAUUUUUGUCACAGUUGAUAACCCCGAGAGUCACGUGACGGCCAUUGAGACAUACAUAACUUACCGGGUUGUUACCAAGACAACUCGAAGUGAGUUUGAUUCAAGCGAGUUUGAGGUGCGAAGGCGAUACCAGGACUUCCUGUGGUUAAGGGGACGUCUGGAAGAGGCUCAUCCAACGCUUAUUGUUCAUCCGCUGCCAGAGAAGUUUGUGAUGAAAGGAAUGGUGGAGAGGUUUAAUGAAGAUUUCAUUGAGACGCGAAGGAGAGCGCUGCACAGGUUUCUGAACAAAACAGCAGAACAUCCAAUUUUUUCCAGCACAGAGGAUUUUAAGAUCUUUCUCACAGCAGAAGCUGGGGAGUUGACCUCUCACAAGAAACAGGGUCCCGGGUUUCUAAGCAGAAUGGGGGAGACUGUGAGAGCCGUUGCUGCUACAGUCAGAGGGGUCAGAAAUCAGCCUGAGGAAUUCACAGUGAUGCAGGAGUACGUGGAGUCAUUCAGUCAGAAGAUGAGCUCGCUUGACAAAAUUACACAAAGAGUCAUCAGAGAGCGUAAAGAGUACCUGGAGGAGCUGAAGGAAUGUGGGCCCAUAUACAUGCUGUGGUCAAACACAGAGGAGGAGCUCGCAGAGCCCCUUAAGAGCAUGGCAGACUGUCUAGACAGAUGCUGUAAGGAGACAGAGGAGCAGGUCAAACAGCUUAAUGAUAACCUGAUUCCAGCCCUUCAUGAAUAUGUCCUCUGUACUGAAACGCUCAAGGCGGUGCUCAGGAGGCGAGACAACAUCCAGGCGGAGUUUGAGGCAAAGACUGAAGCUCUGGCCACGAAGAAGGCCGACAAAGAAGUGGAAUCUAAGGUGCUGAGUUUAGCAUGGGACAGCUUGGUGGGACGAUCCCCCGAGGAGGUCAAACAACAGAAACGGCAGAAACUUGAGGGCGAGAUUAAGGAGAUGAAAGAUGAGCUAGAUAAGAUGGAAGACCGACUGGAGUGGGCAAAUAACACAUUAAAGAGCGAUUGGACCCGCUGGCAGAAGGUCAUGAGAACUGAUCUACGAUCAGCCUUCAUCGACACAGCAGAGAGGAAUGUGAACUACUACGAAAAGUGUUUGGCUGUAUGGGAGUCGUUCUUGUUUUCUCAAAGGACAGAGGGAGAAGAAAUUGGACGAGUUGACUCUUCUUAAUCUACCAUGGUGCUUUUAGCUGAACAGAGGACACCAAAGAGAGGUUUAUAGUCCUACGAACACAAUAAACUUCACAUUUAGAAACAAAGACAGCCAAAGAGAGACAGUCAACCUAUAUAAACAUAUCCAGUUGACCAAGAGAGAUCUAUUAUGGAAAUAUAAUUUCCUGUUGUCACUAUGUUUGCCCCAAAGUUCAUAUUUUGAUGCUGGGGAUGUUGCCAAAUCUGUUAUACUAAGACAUAUUUUUCAUUUUUGUUUAUAUAAGUACAAAACAUGAGAUUGGGAUUCAGGGGAUGAAUGCAAAAGACUUUAUUGCAUCAUCUGACUUUUAUAGUCGUCAUGGUUAAGAUUCAUAUGUCUUGCCCUCUUGCAGAUCAAUGCAAAUGCUGUUUUCUUUUUAUCAGAGCUGCCUCACUGCAAAAAAUAUAAUAAUUAAGAGAGUAUACAUAAAUAUACACCGAUCAGCCACAACAUCAAAACCACCUGCCUAAUAUUGUGUAGAUCUCCCUCGU